AUGCCAUCCGUGGCCCCGAAACCCGUGCUGUUGAAUAUGGUCGAGCACGGGGCAACGCCGUCGAUUACCUUGGCGGAAGCGCAACAGUUGGGUUUCGACAUCAUCAUCUUUCCCUUUGCCGCUAUCUUUCCAGCCUACGAGCUUAAAAAAGCCGGCACCACGGGCGUCGCUGCCGAAUACACGCUCAAGAAGCGAUUCACCAUCGUCGGCCUCGAGGAGGCCACCGCGCUGGACACCAGGGCCGGAGAGAACAUGUAUAGUGCCGUUUGA
Molecule: messenger RNA, 270 nt
Organism: Exophiala aquamarina CBS 119918
Lineage: Eukaryota; Fungi; Ascomycota; Eurotiomycetes; Chaetothyriales; Herpotrichiellaceae
Exons: 2
Coding region: 1-270 (89 amino acids)
Molecular function (GO): catalytic activity
Source: RefSeq, a predicted model, not a curated record